AGCAGCGGCCGCGCAGGCGCAGUCCCGGCUCCGGGCAGGCGGGGACCGUGUGGAAAGAAAGCGCAGGCACGUUCGUGGGCCGGGCCCGUGGGACCGUGGUCCCGGCCCUGAGAAACCAGCUCGGCAGGUCUUCCCACGGCUCUCCAUCCGACAGCUCUGGGUCUAGGACUUUCAAGAUGGUAGUGGCCAAGUCGGAGGUCGGCAGGGACGCCGCCGUCUACUUCCGCACGGCCAGACCCUUGCCCUCGCUGGUCACAGUCUUGGCACUGGGAUACGUCGCGUGGGUUGUCCUGUGGCCUGAGAGCAUUCCUUUUAAGAGCCUUGGGCCCCUGGGCUCCUUCACACAGUACUUGUUGAAUCACCAUCACACCCUCCUCCACAAUGGGUUUUGGCUUGCCUGGAUGGUUCAUGUGGGAGAGUCCUUAUACGCCAUGGUAUUGUGCAAGUAUAAAGGAAUCACAGACAGCCAGGCUCAGCUCCUCUGGUUCCUGCAGACAUUCUUCUUUGGAAUAGCUUCUCUCUCCAUCUUGAUUGCAUACAGACCAAAGCACCAAAAACGCACCUAAAGGAGACAGCAAAAGCAAUCUACUUUUCCAUUCAAUCUGUCCUUUUCUAGGAGGUGCUUCCUAUUUUCCAGGCAGUACCUAUCCUACAAAGCUGUUGAAUUCUUGUGGUUACUCAUCUUUCUUUCCUGUGCUCUGGUUAAACUUGAAUAGACCAGUUGUUACUGAAGACAGAAAUGAGAAAAGAUUCUGGCUUUCUGCCUCUGCAGACGCCCCUGUUUGGCAGAAGGCUUUGGGCCACCUUCCUGAAGUCUUGGUUGUGUUGGUAUUGGGUGGCCAUCUGGCUAAGGCUCAUCCUAAAUCUGCUUGUUGGUUUGUGUGCUCCUGCCUGAUUAACACCUCCCGCUUUCACACCACCUUCUUA
Castor canadensis (American beaver) is the source of this 927-nucleotide messenger RNA. It is a transcript of the gene Tmem254, whose product is annotated as transmembrane protein 254. The record is from RefSeq and is a predicted model, not a curated record. NCBI's taxonomy places the organism in Eukaryota, Metazoa, Chordata, Mammalia, Rodentia, Castoridae.